CUAGGGGAGCUGAAGAUAGCCAUUGCAAGUGUAUCCUUUCACUCAAAUUAACAAGAUAGAAAAAAGAGACAUUCUUAAUGGGGAGCACAAAAGGUGAGUCAUACUUUGUCUUCAUGAACUAUGAUCCAGAAUACGUGCGACUUCAAGCUGAUAGAGCCAAGAAAGGGACGAAUGAGCUUGACUUGUACCUUAGUAGAAAGCAUGAUGAGCUCUUAGCAAAUACCCUUGAGCCAGGAAGCUACAAGAAGGAAUCUUCUUUAGUCAUUGUUGAUGGGUUUGCAGUGGAAAUAACAGAGGAUCAAGCCAAUGUGCUCAGAUCUGUAGAAGGAGUGAGAGUUGUGGAGAAAAAUGAAGUAGCUUAACAUUGCUAAUUAUUAGUGUUCUGAGAAUAUAAAAACUUGUUGUUUGUUUAGUUAACUUCCAGUUCUUGAAGUUUCUCAAGUGUUCAAUACUUUAAUUUGCUACUCCCUUGGCAAGAGGGGACUAUAAUUUAGGGAAAUCAAGUUAGAUUUGUGCUGAUUACCAUUUUAUUGUUGUAAUCUAACUAUUAGAAAACUUGUCAAAAUGAAAAUGUGGGACAUUGAACUUUUGAAAUACUAACUAUUUUUCCUAUAG
Molecule: messenger RNA, 615 nt
Organism: Lotus japonicus
Lineage: Eukaryota; Viridiplantae; Streptophyta; Magnoliopsida; Fabales; Fabaceae
Product: subtilisin-like protease SBT2.5
Exons: 3
Coding region: 78-362 (94 amino acids)
Source: RefSeq, a predicted model, not a curated record